UCGAUCCAAAAUGGAGAAAAAAUUUGAAGACUCGUUGAUGGGGUCGGCUACUUCCACCGGAAUUUACUCUCAAACGGUGUUUUCCGACGAGUUUCCGGUGGGUGGUUCGGGUUUUUCCGGUGUGUUCGACCUGCCAUGUGAUGAUGAUCAUAAAGCUUCUUGUUGUUCUUCUUCUUCUUUUGACUUGUUUGGUGGUGGGAUUGGAUUCCAUGAUUUCUAUAAUCCUUCUUCUAUGUUCGAUUUGCUUUCUACUACUGCUCCCCCCCUUCAGCCGCCGCUUUCCUCGCCGUCCUCCACCGUCCCGGAGUCCUCCGAGGUGCUUAAUGCUCCGACGACGCCUAAUUCUUCCUCCGUUUCUAAUUCCUCCUCCAAUGAAGCUUCUCCUAUUGAAGAGGUCGACAAGAACAAGACUUCCAAAAUGUUGAAGCCAAAGAAGAACCAGAAGAAGCAAAGAGAACGGAGAUUUGCUUUCAUGACAAAGAGUGAUAUCGAUCAUCUCGACGACGGUUAUCGAUGGAGGAAGUACGGUCAAAAGGCCGUGAAGAACAGUCCUUAUCCUAGAAGUUAUUAUCGUUGCACGACGUCACAAUGCGGUGUGAAGAAGAGGGUGGAACGGUCAUCGAGCGACCAUUCAAUCGUCAUCACAACGUACGAAGGCCAACACACCCACCAAAGUCCGGUAAUGCCACGAGGAAGCAUUCGAAUCCUAUCGGAAUCAACCAAUUGCCUCGUUGCCGAUCACGACGUUGCCACCACCGGAAUUCUGUUCCAACACAACGUUCCCGGCCAACCCUUCAUGUAUAACCCUCUGCAACCGUUUCUAACAAAUGAUUCAUCGUUCUUGAGUCCUCGUCCUCCUCCAUCUUCCGUUCCACCGCCAUCGUUGUCGUCUCGAGCUUCCUUGCUUCAAGACAAUGGACUUCUGCAGGACUUGGUGCCAUUGCAAGUGAGGAAGGAACCAAAAGAUGAACAAAAUGGAUGAAAAAUUCUCUUUUGGUAUGUUUAGAAAUUCAGAUCAGCCAUUUUCUUUUGUUUCUUUUAGUAGAUUAUAAUCCCACGAGUACGAAACGCUAUCUCUAUGAGUAUUAUAUUCUUUGUUUAUUAUGAACUUGGUCGGUUUUAGC
This is a messenger RNA of Cucurbita pepo subsp. pepo (vegetable marrow), 1124 nucleotides long. RefSeq names its product putative WRKY transcription factor 48. Gene Ontology annotation, molecular function: DNA-binding transcription factor activity; sequence-specific DNA binding. The record is from RefSeq and is a predicted model, not a curated record. Gene Ontology annotation, biological process: regulation of DNA-templated transcription. NCBI's taxonomy places the organism in Eukaryota, Viridiplantae, Streptophyta, Magnoliopsida, Cucurbitales, Cucurbitaceae.